This is a messenger RNA of Drosophila mojavensis, 1485 nucleotides long. RefSeq names its product protein lin-7 homolog C (gene veli). Gene Ontology annotation, biological process: protein localization to basolateral plasma membrane; neurotransmitter secretion; maintenance of epithelial cell apical/basal polarity. The record is from RefSeq and is a predicted model, not a curated record. Gene Ontology annotation, molecular function: protein binding. Gene Ontology annotation, cellular component: cell-cell junction; synapse; basolateral plasma membrane. NCBI's taxonomy places the organism in Eukaryota, Metazoa, Arthropoda, Insecta, Diptera, Drosophilidae. The coding region runs from base 104 to 691 and encodes 195 amino acids. The transcript has 4 exons.
UUAGUGCAAGUAUAAAAAUCCAAUAUUUGGAAAUUACUAAAGGGAUUAGAUUGUGUGUAGAAGUAUUUGAUUAAGUAUUAUACGUAAUUUACGCAACAGUAAAAUGACCGAAAUAUGUGAACCAUUGACCCUGGCCAGAGACGUCAAGAGGUCUAUAGAGCUAUUAGAAAAACUUCAGGCCAGCGGAGACUUUCCCACAACAAAAUUGGCUGCACUACAAAAAGUUCUUAAUUCUGAUUUCUUGAACUCUGUUCGUGAAGUCUAUGAACAUGUUUAUGAAACUGUUGAUAUACAGGGCUCACACGAUGUUAGGGCGUCUGCAACAGCUAAAGCAACUGUGGCUGCCUUUGCUGCCAGCGAAGGCCAUGCCCAUCCUCGAGUCGUUGAAUUGCCUAAAACUGAGGAAGGAUUGGGCUUCAAUGUGAUGGGAGGCAAGGAACAGAAUUCUCCCAUUUAUAUCUCUCGAAUUAUCCCAGGCGGUGUUGCUGAUAGACAUGGAGGAUUAAAAAGAGGAGAUCAGUUACUUUCCGUUAACGGAGUGUCUGUUGAAGGCGAAAAUCACGAGAGAGCGGUUGAAUUAUUAAAGCAAGCGAUUGGCUCCGUAAAGCUUGUUGUACGCUAUACGCCUAAAGUUCUUGAAGAAAUGGAAAUGCGUUUUGACAAACAACGUAAUACCCGUCGUCGUCAAUAAAAUUUAUAAUUUAUGCAUUACCUUGACGAAUAUUACAAUAUGAUUUAUGAAUCUCAUAUAAAUGAUAAAAUUCGUUCGGCCAUUACGAGAACUAAUGCCUAUUAAUCCAAAUGGAGUGAAUGGAUGUUUACGAGGAUUUCUACAACAUGGAAUGCUUAGUCUUAGGUUAUUCGCGUUAGUCUUCGCGAAUAUUUCGAUGUAACGUUUCCCUUUUGAAGUACUUAUUUUGGUGCCUAAUAUUUUAUUCGUUGAAAUACAAAAUGUGGAAAGUAUUUAUUAAAAACAACUGCCAUGCAACAACUCUACGAUAUUGUGAAUCCAAAAACUGUAAGCUUCUCCGAGUUAUAUCCCGUCAGAAACGUACGCUAGUUACAUCUAUCUUGAAUACUGACUAAUGCAAGUAGGCAGAAAAGAUUAACUUUUUAAUGGAACAAACAUUUAAAAAUUCAGUGGAAUAAAGUUUUUUGGUCAGAGUGCGUACACUGACGUUCCGUAGCGCAUAAUAUCAACACUAAGUAAUGCCGCUUACCAAAAGAAAAAUGAUAUCUUCUUAGCGAAUUACAUAUACAAUAUACUUAAAUCGUUAAAUAACCUAUGUCGUUCAACGUAUAACUUUAAAUAAGCAAAAGUUUCACUUUUCGAUUAAAAUAUAUUAUGCAAAUACCAAUGUCCACGAAUCUAGCUAAUGUCUCUCGUUUUGUAUUGAAAACAAUUCCAUAAUCAAUAAACCUACUUUUAAUAAUCAUAAAUAAAUACAUUGCUUUGCUAUCAAUCGAAGUGAUUAUCGAAUAAUA